This is a messenger RNA of Chelmon rostratus (copperband butterflyfish), 1989 nucleotides long. It is a transcript of the gene foxl2a, whose product is annotated as forkhead box L2a. The transcript has a single exon. NCBI's taxonomy places the organism in Eukaryota, Metazoa, Chordata, Actinopteri, Chaetodontiformes, Chaetodontidae. The record is from RefSeq and is a predicted model, not a curated record. Bases 233 to 1153 code for a protein of 306 amino acids. Gene Ontology annotation, biological process: cell differentiation; regulation of transcription by RNA polymerase II; anatomical structure morphogenesis. Gene Ontology annotation, molecular function: DNA-binding transcription factor activity, RNA polymerase II-specific; RNA polymerase II cis-regulatory region sequence-specific DNA binding.
GGUUGCGCCUCCAUCAAAAACCAGUUUAGAAAAAUCCCUGUUGAAGAGAGAGGAAGGACUGGUGCAUGUCACCUACUGUGCAGCAAAAUCUGUGCGCAGUUUGGAAGACAGAUUUCAAUUCGAGGUGCAUCGUGAGAGUCUGCAGCACACCAUUCUGCUCGAGCUCAAAAGCGCCAUUGAAAGGUUCACUUUUCGCAGUUUGGACUGGACUUGUUUUGUUUUGGAGUGCGCAAUGAUGGCCACUUACCAAAACCCGGAGGAUGACGCAAUGGCAUUAAUGAUCCACGACACCAACACGACCAAGGAAAAAGAGCGACCCAAAGAGGAGCCGGUCCAGGACAAAGUCCCGGAGAAGCCGGAUCCGUCCCAGAAACCACCGUACUCCUAUGUCGCUCUCAUUGCCAUGGCCAUUCGGGAGAGCUCAGAGAAGCGCCUCACUCUGUCCGGUAUUUACCAGUAUAUCAUCAGCAAGUUUCCCUUCUAUGAGAAAAAUAAAAAAGGUUGGCAGAACAGUAUCAGACACAACCUGAGUCUCAACGAAUGCUUCAUCAAAGUUCCGCGGGAGGGCGGCGGGGAGAGAAAAGGGAAUUACUGGACACUCGACCCAGCCUGCGAGGACAUGUUUGAGAAGGGGAACUACAGGAGACGCCGCAGGAUGAAGCGGCCAUUCAGACCCCCACCGACGCACUUCCAGCCGGGGAAGUCCUUGUUCGGAGGAGACGGCUAUGGCUACCUGUCUCCACCCAAGUACCUGCAGUCUAGCUUCAUGAACAACUCUUGGUCGUUAGGCCAGCCGCCCACUCCGAUGUCCUACACGUCCUGUCAGAUGGCCAGCGGCAACGUGAGUCCAGUGAACGUGAAGGGGCUGUCAGCCCCCUCAUCUUAUAACCCAUACUCCCGGGUGCAGAGCAUGGCGCUCCCCAGCAUGGUGAACUCUUACAACGGCAUGAGUCACCAUCACCACCCCGCGCACCCCCAUCAUGCCCAGCAGCUGAGCCCGGCCACCGCGGCACCGCCUCCGGUCUCCUCCAGUAACGGAGCGGGCCUUCAGUUCGCUUGCUCUCGACAGCCCGCGGAGCUCUCGAUGAUGCACUGCUCUUACUGGGAACACGAGACCAAACACUCGGCGUUACACACGAGGAUUGAUAUUUAAAGUUUACCCAAUGCUCUGUGUAAAAUGGGGACUCUAAGAGUGAGAGUUAAUUCCUGUGAUUUCAGAACAGAACCAAGAGUAUUUUUGAAGAGACCAUUCUGACGGGCUGUUUGGGUCCAGCUGACACCCAGAGAUGCAGAUGGGGAGGUAUGCGCGAGUUGAUGUGGAGAACGUUUUCCAAAAUGGAAUCGGGAGGUAAAGAAGUCACCAGGACACAUCAGGUAGCACAACCUCAUGGGAGCAAAUUCGUGCGCCUGUAUUACACUUGGACUGACGGCCAUAACUUGGUGUUCUAGUCAUAAUUGUGCCUUUGAAAAACCUUUCAGUUUCACGGGAAUAUACAUUGCUGUCAUUCAGCUGUGUGUUAUUGGUAUGCGUAAUGAUUUCUCUCAGCUUUACGCACGGCUCAUCCUAACUAUUGCCGAAUGAAACGUGAAGAUAAGUUAGAGAUUUAAAAUGUAAAAAUAAAUCAGAGGUCAGUUUGGCCUUCAUAGUAACUUGCACUGAGCAAGGCCCGCAUGGUGAAACCUCACCUCGUUUCAUGGUUGUGAACUUUGUUGGGUUAAAAGGUGAAAGUGUGUGUAGAGAUCCAUCAGACUGCCAAAACGACAAUUCAGGGUUUUUCAUAUUUCUUGAUCCCAUAUGUAUGUAUGAUAUAAUUUCUAAUAUGACACCAGCUAGUGCCAGGUUUUGUUCAUCUUUCUGAUAUAUAUUUUUUUUUUUAUAAACGUGAUUAGUUAUAUUGUCUCAUUCAUGUUGGGGCCAUGUUUCAUUUUAAUUAGCACUUUUCCCUCUUUUCUAGGUUUGUGAAUUUCUUAAUAAACUUGUAUUUCUUA